AGGGUUUGCGUUUGCGUUUGCGUUUGCGUUUGCGUUUGCGUUGCGUCGCGUUGCGUUGUGUUCCGUUUUAUGGCAGAUAAGCACUCCAGGCGCUGCGUCCCUCGGUCCCUGUGAUCAGCUUCAUCAAGCUUCCAUUCGGAGCCUCUAAGUAGCGAAGCCAAUGCUCGUCUCAUGAAAUAAAAUCGCCUACUAAUUCUUUCUGUCGUUCAGCCGAUUUCGACCUUACUGUAUUCUGCUUGUUUCUGCUAAAUCCGGAACCUCCCUCUGCUAGGGAGAGUAGCAUGGAUCUGCUGCUGCAAUCCUCCUCCGUCCGCCGUCCCCCUUUCCCCGCAGGACCGACCAAAUCGGGGACUUCAGGAGGAGUAUCGUGCCUUACCUUUAAUAUCAACCCAAAGGCCUAUGAUAGCGGUUUCACUUCGUCAUCUUCCUCUCGCCAAAGGCUCGCGCGCUUCGGCGGAAAUUUCGAUCCCCGGGCAGAUCGCGCCUUAGUCUCACUUACCUCGCGCCGGCCUGUUCCUGUAGUUCCUAGUUUCCGCAAUUCGAGAAGUCAGCCCGGGCGAUCUUCUCUCGUUACUGUCACACGCUCAGCGUACCACGACGAGUCUAGAGUCACAGGCGGCGCGGGUACCGCCGCCGGCGUUAGCGGUGGCAGCAGCAGCGCCACGACCGAUGUAAGGCGCGACUUAAUAUCCGAAUUAAGGAGCGAUGCGCAAAGCAGGGGUCGUAGCGGCCGUAGCAGCCGUAGCGCCGUCGAGUGGCAGCGCGACAAGAAGGGGCGCGGCGGGCAAUGGCGGCUGCGACGGCUGCACGGGGAGGGGGCGAAGGGGAUGAAAGGCGCGGGGGAGAGGGGCGUGGGGGAUAGACGGCGGAAGGAGGAGGGAAGGCGGACGGAGGAGGCGGGAGCACAGCAGGGCGUGGACGAUGUUGUCGCAAAGGCUGUAGCAGAUGCGGCCGCUAUUAAGGCUGCUACAACCGGGGUUUCGUCUGUCGCUGCACGCAAUGCCGCUCCUGGCGCUACAAACGACAACUUUUCCUCUGGCGCUACAGCCGACAUUUUGUCCAACGAAGCGGAUGGCUCAGUUACCCUGCCAUCGUCUCCUGUCUCAACCGGUCCUGUCUCCGCUCCUGUCUCUCCCCCUGUCCCGAUCCCUGGCCCUGUAUCUUCUCCUUCCGCCCCCUCCAUUCCUCCUCCUGCUGCUCCCAGUGAGACCACCCGCGAAGUUUCCUUCCAUGUACCAGUCACUGCAGCUGCAGAGCCCUCGGAAGCUUCUGGUAAGUUGGGUCUAGAAAGCGAACGCGGUGAAGGAGUGCCACGUGGCGAAGGGCUAGUGGCUGAGGUUGGGGUUCCCGCAGGAAGGGUUGCUGAGGAGAGAGGGAGUGAGAUUUGGAACUCCCCUUUGCCAGGAGGUGGAUGGCUGUGGGCGGCUGCUUUUGUCGUCAGCGCUGCUACAGUGGCGUGGAUCUGGGGACGAGCGGGUGGGAAGAAGGAGAAGCAGAAAGAAAAGCUGCAGGAGCAGGGAAAGCGGCUUGUAACGGGUGAUGGGACUGGCAAUAAGGAGGACGGAAUGACGUGGAAGGAGUGGGAGAAGGAAAAGAUAAAAGAAAAGAAGGUGGAAGGGUGGAGGAGGAGGGGGGAGCAGGAAAGAUUGGAGCGAGAGAGAGCAGAGAGAAUGAUGAAGAGAUGGGAGGGGGGCGAGGAGGGGGUAGAGGGGCGAAGUGGGGAAGGUGGUAAUGAGGCAGGGUUCGGGGUUUAUGUGGGGGUUCAGGGGUUAGGGGGAGCGGGGGCCGAGGAGAUGAGUGGUGGGAAGGUGAAUGGUGUGGCUGGGCGGGAUAGAGGAGGGGAAGUGGAUGUGAUUGUAGAGGGGGAUUGGGAGGGUUUAGGGGCAAGGGGAAGGGAAGAGGGGAAGUGGAGGGAAGAGGGGAGGUGGAGGGAAGAGAGAGGUGGUGAUGUGGUUGAUGUGAGUGCUGAGGUGACUGAGAGGAAGGAGGAAGGAGGUAAAGAGGGCAGUGGCAAAUCAGGAAGCAGAGAAGGGGUUGUAGUAAAGAAGCAGCAGCAGGAAGAAGGGGAAGAAGCGGAGAUGGAGGAGGGGGAGGAGAAGGGAGAGGAGCAGAAGGAGAAUGGGGAGGGGGAAGCGGAGGAGCGGCGGCGGCAGGAAGCCAUGGCUGAGAUCCGCAAAAGCGCGGACUUGGUGAGACGGCAGGAGCGGGAGGAGAGGGAGGAGAGGGAGAGGCAGAGGAAGAUCAGCGCGGAAAUGCAGAAGCUGCUGUUGGAGAGGAGGAGAAGAGGCGAGGUGGUUACUAAGCAGGUGCUGGAGCAGGUGUGGGACGAGGCGAGUGCGGCCGUGCUGGGGAGAAAGGUGGGGCGGGGGGGAGGGGGGGUGAUGGAGUAUGAGGAGGAGGGGGAAGAGGAGGACGAUGAGGAGGAGGAGGAUGAGGUGGAGGAGGGUGGGGAGGGAGAGGAAGAGGAAGAGGAGGAGGAUGGAGCAGGAGAACGAAGAGUAGCAGCUAAAAUCAGCAGCGGUAGUAGCACUACCAAGAGAGCACGGGCUCGCAUAAUCACUUCACUCCCACCUGCUGCCGCUGCUGCUGCUGCUGCUGCUGCCGCUACUCCAGUUGCUUCUGCUGUUACUUCUGCUGCUGCUGCUGCUGCCGGUGGUGAUACUACACCAGCCACUGCUGGCAGUGCUGCUGGUUCUGCUGCUGCUGCCGCUACUGCUGCAUCUGUUGCUCCCGAGACUUCCCCUGCUCUUGCUGUUGCUGCUGAUGGUGCUGGUGUUGCUGCUGCUGCUGCUGCUGCUCCAGUUGACAAUGCUGCUGCUGCAGCGGCAGGGGAGGGUAGGAAGCGGCGCAGAGUGCGGGUGAUUACAACGCUGCCCAGAGACACUGUAACGAGUGCUACUACUGUAACAGGUGGCUCUGUGGCGAGUCCGAGUGUAGCAGGUAGCACGUCUGCUGCCAAAGAUGAUGAUAGCACCGUGGAUGGGGGAAAAGGCAGCGCGAGAACAGCAGCAGCAGCAGCAGCAGGUGGGGAAGGAGAGAACAACAAGGAGCAGAGGGGAGUGGAUGGGCGGAGGGAAGUAGAGGAGCAGAGGGAAACGGAUGUGCAGAUGGGCCUAGAUAAGCAGCAGAGCGACCUAGGCAAGCAGCAGAGGGAGCUGGCGGACGCUAAGAGGAGAGUGAGGCAGAGAGCAGGGUCUGCUGCGCCGUGGGUUACGGACGAGCGGCUGGUAACCCUAGUGGCGCGCGUGAUGCUGAACGACGAGGGGGGGCGGGACUCCAUGCACGGGCUGAGUCAAGACGAGCAGGAGACGUUCUUUGACGCGCUCAAUACGCUGUAUGGGGACGGCAGCAACGGGUUCGGCAAUAAGGGGGAUGAAGUGUCUGGCUUGGUUGAGAACUUAGAAUAUGGCAGAGACGGCAUCUCUGUGGAUGACCCUAUGGAUAUGGUGGUGCCGAGAAUGAGAGGGAGUGGUGGAGGCAACAACGGCCUGGGCACAGCACCAUCGGCAUCACCAGCUGCUGCAGCAGCAGCAGCAGCACCACCACCACAAUCGGCAACAUCAGCUGCAUCACCAGCAGAGUAUUCGCCUGCAGCACAGCCCCCACAGGCUCUCUUCGAAGCAGCUAAUGCGGCUGGCAGAUUAGCGGAUGGCCCCACAGACGAGUUUCUGGUGCAGGCAGUGUCGCAGUACGUGAACAAUCCUGGUACAAGCACGUUCAUUGACGAUGGUAGUGCGGGAGAGAGUGAGAGUGAGAGUGUGGCUGUGAGCGGUGGGAGUGGGUUCGAGGAGGGAGGAGAGAGUGUGGUGAUGGGUAGUGGGGGUGGGAGGGGAGAGGGAGGAGGAGAGAGUGUGGUAAUGAGUAGCCCUAAAGGCAUGGCUGGCCGCCAAAACUGGCCGUCUCCAGAAGUGGCACAGGGAGGGAGAGCAGGCAGAGCGGCUGGGAGCGGUGAGGACGGGUGGAGCAACACCAAGCGCUGGGCAGAGGACAUAAGAGCAAGGUACGAGCAGGAGAAAGAUCCUGAUGUGAGGGAGGUUAUUCAACAGCUAGGGAAAGACCUCCCUAGUUGGCUAUCAGAGGAAGAAAUUCAAUCUGCCCCUACUCUCUCGCAGCUUGUAGCAGCAGGGAAGGGAGGGGGGGAUCCGAAGCAGCGGGCAGCAGUGAAAAGUUUCCUCAAGAAGGUUCGGGAGGAGAAGGAGAGGUUUGGCGCCGAAGCUGUGGCGGAGAAGUAUCUGGAGCAGGCUCGGGAUGCGGAGGAGGAGGAGGCUCGGAGGAGGGGUGUGGUUCGGCCAGACCUGGAUCGGUUGUGGUGGCUGGACCUUCAGGCUGUGUGGGUUGUGAUGAUAAUGAGAUGGAGCAGCAGCAGCAGCAGCAACAACAACGGUCAGCAUGUGCAGAGAGUGCCCUACUCGUUCCAGCUCCCCCCCGACUGGGGCUCUGACCGCUACACCGGUGCCACUGCUGCUGCUGCAGCAGAUGAUGCGUGGAUAGUGGUGGGGUUUGAAGACGUGGUGGAUGCAGCGCGGUUCAGUGAGGUGCUGCGCGUGUGGCUGCUGGCUCACCCAGAGGAGCUCGAGGGGGAAGGAGAGGAAGAGGAGGAGGGAGAGGCGGCUGGUGGUGUGGCAGUGGAAGUGAAAGCAGUGCCGUGCGCGCCCAAUGAGCUCUACUCAAGCGCGAAGGACGCAGGGCAUAGCAUUCUGGUGUUGCAGCGGCAGCAGCUGCAGCUGUCGGCUAUCGACGAGCCUUUCCCUGAGGUCCUGGCGAGGCUGUGCGACGCUGCUGCUGCUGGGGAGGACGGGAGGACGGGAGCCCGAGGGCCGUCGACGGUUGAUCUUGGACCGUUGAUCGCUCGUGCUGGGAGGAGUGGAGAAUGGCGGUAGGCAGUGAUCGCAUGAGCCUUUACCUGACGUCCUGCAAGGCAGCGUGAUGCUGCUUCGUCUGGGGAGGACAAAUGAGCCCAAUGAGCCUUAACCUGACGCCCUGGCAAGGUUGUGCAGUGUGCGAUGCUGCUUCUAGGGAGGAUGGACGGAGAAGAGCCGGAGACUGUUGUUUGUUGGUGCAGGGAGGAGUGAGAAAGGCGGUAGAUGGGAGAGAUAUGUUGUACUUUAAAAUCGCUAAUCAUUCAGUUGAUGGGUAACGCAUUUUAGGACGCUGCUGGUGCUCGUGCCGCAAUGCAGAACAAUAGUUAUCCC
Messenger RNA from Closterium sp. NIES-67, 5192 nucleotides. NCBI's taxonomy places the organism in Eukaryota, Viridiplantae, Streptophyta, Zygnematophyceae, Desmidiales, Closteriaceae. The record is from the annotation of a GenBank genome assembly.